Molecule: messenger RNA, 1269 nt
Organism: Spinacia oleracea (spinach)
Lineage: Eukaryota; Viridiplantae; Streptophyta; Magnoliopsida; Caryophyllales; Amaranthaceae
Exons: 2
Coding region: 1-1269 (422 amino acids)
Molecular function (GO): catalytic activity
Source: RefSeq, a predicted model, not a curated record
AUGAGUAUUGUUGCUUUAAUUGAAACUAAAGUAAAAGAAAGUAAUGUAAAGAAGGUUCAGAAUAAAUUUGGGUCUGUAUGGAGGUGGGAAACUAACUAUUCUCACUCCCCAAGACGGAGAAUCUGGUUGGGUUGGAAGCAUACAGUUGUUACUUUACAUGUAACUUGUGCCACAGAACAAUUGAUUCAUGCCUGUGUUGUUGAUAAGAAGGGUGAUUUCAGUUCUGCUUUCACAAUUGUGUAUGGUCUUCACUUAGUUGAUACUAGGAGGCCUUUAUGGGCUUCUUUAGCUCAGUUACAUCAGCGGGUGGUAGGGCCUUGGGUCAUUAUGGGUGAUUUCAACUCUACUCUUCUUUCUGGUGAUAGGCACAAUGGUAGCCAUGUAACUCAAGCUGAAACAAAGGAUUUUGAAGACUGUCUUGAUCACACUGGUCUUACUGAACUAAAAAGUUGUGGUCACUACUUUGCUUGGAGUAAUAAGGGGAAAGGUGACAGAAGGAUUAGCUCUAGAAUUGAUAGAGCUUUAGGAAAUGUUGAAUGGCACACUAAAUUUACUGAUGCAGUGGUGGAUUAUGUAAAUCCAGGGUUGUCAGACCACUCUCCUCUUGUUAUGACUUGUAGUUCUUCUAGUGUUGGUGGUGGGAGACCUUUCAAGUUCUUUGACUAUAUGGCUGAGCAUGACAAAUUUCUGGAUUCUGUGAAAAAGGGAUGGGAGAUGAAUUGUCAUGGUACUUUAAUGUUUAAGCUCUGGUCUAGAUUAAAACAGGUUAAACAAGAGUUAAAGGCUUUGCAUCAUCAGGAGUUUGCUAGAAUUGAAGAAAGGAUUUAUAAGGUUAGAGAGGGAUUAAAAGAAGUUCAGUCUCAACUGGCUACUGAUCAUCUGGAUGUGGACUUGCAUGAAGCUGAGAAGAACCUUGAAAGACAAAACAAGAAUAUCAUUGAUUUGCUGUAUGAUGGUUCGGGAAGGAAAUUGGAGAAAUUUGAUGAUAUUAAAGCUGGAAUCAGUUCAUUUUAUAAGGAGCUUAUUGGCACUGCUGCUUCUAGUUUGACUAGUAUUGAUGUCCAGAUGGUAAGGAAAGGGAAGCAACUUUCAGCUGAUAAUGCAGAAGGGUUGGUUAGACCUAUUACAAAUGAUGAGAUUGAUGCAGCUGUGAAAGGGAUUGAGGUAAACAAGGCUUCUGGUCUUGAUGGGUUCAACUGCCUGUUUUUUCUCAAAGCUUGGGAUGUGAUCAAAGAUGACAUGUAUGAUGCAGAAAAAGGAAUUAUUUAG